Molecule: messenger RNA, 1194 nt
Organism: Coffea eugenioides
Lineage: Eukaryota; Viridiplantae; Streptophyta; Magnoliopsida; Gentianales; Rubiaceae
Product: protein trichome birefringence-like 41
Exons: 5
Coding region: 10-1161 (383 amino acids)
Cellular component (GO): Golgi apparatus
Molecular function (GO): O-acetyltransferase activity
Source: RefSeq, a predicted model, not a curated record
UCUCACAAGAUGGGAAGUGGUCAAUUUCGUUCUGUGAAUACUUUUCUUCUAAUUAUAUGUCUUUUUGUCAUAUUUGUUCAACAAUCAUCCAAUGCCUUGUUGCUAGAGCUUUCUCAUAACUCUAAGAGAUCAUCAGAAUCAAUUAGCAGCGGCUGCGAUAUCUUCCAAGGAAGUUGGAGCUACGAUGACACAUAUCCCCUUUACAAUGCGUCUUCUUGUCCAUUCAUCGAGAAGCCAUUUGAUUGCCAGGGAAAUGGCCGCCCUGAUCAACUCUAUCUCAAGUUCAAAUGGAAGCCCAACCGAUGUGAAUUGCCUCAAUUUAAUGCUCCACAUUUCUUGAGGAAAUUUAAAGGGAAGAAGAUAUUGUUCGUAGGGGAUUCACUGAGCCUCAAUCAAUGGCAGUCCCUUACAUGCAUGUUGCACGCAGCUCUGCCCCAAUCAAAUUACAAUCUUCAAAAGAAAGGCAACCUCUCUACUUUUACUUUCAGGGAAUAUGAUGUUUCUUUGAUGCUAUCUCGUAACGCAUUUCUGGUGGAUUUGGUGGAAGAGAAUAACAGAAGAAUUCUGAAGCUUGACUCCAUACAAAAUGGGGAUGCAUGGAGGGGUUAUGACGUGCUUAUUUUCAACACUUGGCAUUGGUGGCUCCACAAAGGAAGAUCAAGAUCGUGGGAUUAUUUUCAAGAAGGAAACAAGGUUUAUAAAGACAUGGAUCCUUUGGUUGCAUUUGAGAAGGGCCUGAAAACAUGGUCCAGGUGGGUGGACUCUAACGUGGAUCCUUCCAAAACCCAAGUCCUUUUUCAGGGCAUCUCUCCAACCCAUUACGAUGGCAAGGAAUGGGAUGCUCCAAUAGCAAAAUCUUCAUGCAUUGGGCAAACUCGGCCGAUCCUGGCUCCUGAAUACCCUGCCGGACCACCACCACCUGCGGCGGUGGUGAAGAAAGUACUGGCUAACAUGUCCACCCCGGUGACUUUGCUAGAUGUAACCACACUUUCACAGCUAAGGAAAGAUGGGCAUCCUUCAAUUUAUGGUGAUGGCCCUGAUAGCCAUGAAGAAAAGGAUUGCAGUCAUUGGUGUCUACCUGGUGUUCCUGAUGCUUGGAAUGAACUAUUGUAUGGAAUCCUUGUGAGAAAUGGACAACUAAAAAGACAGUUGAUUCAUUAAUUGAUUCAAUUAAUGCAGCUAUCUAGUGAAGAA